Messenger RNA from Caenorhabditis angaria, 1373 nucleotides. The record is from the annotation of a GenBank genome assembly. NCBI's taxonomy places the organism in Eukaryota, Metazoa, Nematoda, Chromadorea, Rhabditida, Rhabditidae.
AUGACUCCAAAAAAACUACCACGACAGUUCAUUCCAACUCAAAAAGGUCAUCUAUAGGUUUUUGUUAUCAAUUUCAUAAUUGAUAAAAUGUUCUCGGAAAAUCAAAACGCACAAUAUUUUCUUUUUAGAAAAAUAAAGUUACUUGGUUUCGAGCUAGUUUGAUCUGAUUAAAAAACACUCGAAGCAGAGAAAAACGAAAAACAAAACAAAUUAAUCUUACAGUCUCGCAACCGACUUGUGUCAAUAAAACAUUUGUAGUGAAAGAUUUAAAACGCGGAGAGCGACGCAACUGUUCCGCAUCGCACCCAGUUUUCAAUUGUAUAAUUUCAUCGACGUUUUUUUAUUAUUUUGAACUAUUGUUUUUUUGUUUCAACAAAAUGGUGCCAGAUUCAAAUAUAGAAGAGCUUCAACAAAUUGAUGAAUAUAAAAAAUUGAAAGAACAAUACAAAUGUUGCUGUCAAGUUUUUGGUAUCAAAGUGAGUUUAUAUUCUAAAUUUAGCACGAAUAACGUUGAAAAUUAUAGACUGGGGCAUAUGCAGUUGCAAUAACUUACACUUUGAUCAUUUUUUCGAAUUUAUGCAUGAGAGCUGCCAAAUCCGAGGAAGUCGAAUGGAAUUGGCAACUUUUAUUUCUCAUAACUGAUUCGGUUGCAGUUAUCAGUUUAUUUUAUGGGAUUACAAGAAAUCAUGCUGCAUUUCUACAACCAUUCACAGUUUUGAGUGUGAGUUCUAGCUAUUUCAAAAUGCUUGUGUUUUUGAGAGACAGUUUCAAAAUAUUGAAACUGUUUUUUCUUUUUCUGUUAAAAAUUUCCAAAACUACUUUGCAAAUGAUAUUUUUGAAACGAAUAUUUUUACUUAUAUUUGCUUUGAAAAAUAGUUGUAUUUUAUCAUCCAGAACUUCAGUGAUCAGAUUUCAGAACUUUUUAUCGUCAUUUUUGUUCACACUAGUUUCCGAAACGUAAAAUAGAUACUUUUCACGAGUUCUUAAGUGAUUAUGAAACAGGAAACUGAUAAAACUUGUUGGUGUUUUGUACUUUGGAAAUCGGUCUUUUCCAGAUUGUAACUGUCUCGUUUUGCUUACUUCUGUCAGUUUUCUAUCUAUCUGCAGUGAUUGAUCCAAACUCAUAUGCGGCAGAACAAAUAGAGAUCCUUCUUGCUGAUAAAAUUCAAUAUUUUGCCGACCUUUUGAAUAUCACACCACAAAAAGGUAUAUUUUUGAAUAACAGAGAACAACAAAAAAUUAUUUUUCCAGUGGUAAUUACAACUGGUGCAAUCGGAUCAUUUGUAUAUGCUGGAACAUUUUUCAUACAUAGUUGGUUUAUGUUGAUUGUCGUUCGAACUGCACAAUAUUUCCGAGCGCUGACUAAUUUGUAA